Pseudoliparis swirei is the source of this 1348-nucleotide messenger RNA. It is a transcript of the gene zdhhc7, whose product is annotated as zinc finger DHHC-type palmitoyltransferase 7. The record is from RefSeq and is a predicted model, not a curated record. Gene Ontology annotation, biological process: protein targeting to membrane; peptidyl-L-cysteine S-palmitoylation. Gene Ontology annotation, molecular function: protein-cysteine S-palmitoyltransferase activity. Bases 277 to 1230 code for a protein of 317 amino acids. Lineage: Eukaryota; Metazoa; Chordata; Actinopteri; Perciformes; Liparidae. Gene Ontology annotation, cellular component: Golgi apparatus; endoplasmic reticulum. The transcript has 8 exons.
GAACGGCAACGGAGAAACCCGAGGCGGACCCCGGAAGCUCCGUCGUUACUGGGCGCUGUCAGCCCGUUGUGAGAGCGAUGUGUUACCGCUGCUCGCGGGUACGGCUGCAUAUAACUGGAGUUUAGCCCCAACGAGGCUUCAACAUGUAUUAAGACGGUUCUCCCGACAAAAGAAAUUAUAAAUAUUAAGGCCUACACAUGUACUUCAUCCUCACUGCUGCUCCAGGAGGUACACACCACAGCAUGUUAUUGUGAGGAGAAAACAUAUUAGGGCAGGAUGCAGUCUUCAAACCACCGGCUGCGAGAUCUGGAGCAGCACCACCCGCUGCUGUCGGCGGGCGCAGACGUCGAGACGGGGAGCCUGGCGGCCGGGGCGAUGGUCGGAGGUCCCCACGCCGGCCACAUGGCGGGGAGCCCCACCAUGUGGUUCAUCCAGGACAGCUGUGGGAUGGUGUGCGCGGGCAUCACCUGGUUCCUGGUGCUCUACGCUGAAUUCGUGGUGAACUUUGUGAUGCUGCUGCCCAGCAAGAACUUCUGGUACUCGCUGCUGAACGGCGCCACCUUCAACUCCCUGGCCGUGCUCGCGCUGGCCUCACAUGUGCGCACCAUGAUGACCGACCCGGGUGCGGUUCCUAAGGGUAACGCAACCAAGGAGUACAUGGAGAGCUUACACCUGAAGCCCGGUGAGGUCAUCUACAAGUGCCCAAAGUGCUGCAGCAUCAAGCCUGAGAGAGCACACCACUGCAGUAUUUGUAAAAGAUGUAUCCGGAAGAUGGAUCACCACUGUCCGUGGGUCAACAACUGCGUGGGAGAAAAGAAUCAGAGAUUCUUUGUACUUUUCACUAUGUACAUCUCUUUGAUUUCUGCCCAUUCCCUGGGCCUCAGUGGGAUGCACUUCUUCACCUGUAUUAAAGUCCAGUGGAACGAGUGCAGCGCCUUCUCUCCAGGAGUGUCUGUGCUGCUGCUGAUCUUCCUCUGCCUCGAAGCCAUCCUCUUCCUCACUUUCACAGCUAUAAUGUUCGGUACACAGAUCCACUCCAUCUGCAACGACGAGACGGAGAUUGAACGUCUUAAAAACGAGAAGCCCACAUGGGAGCGCCGCGUGAGAUGGGAUGGCAUGAGAGCUGUGUUUGGGGGUUCGCCCUCCCUGCUGUGGUGCAAUCCAUUCACGGGCCUGCGUCUGCGGCGCCUGUUGCUGUUGACCCGCGGCGGGUCAGAGUUCUCCAUCUGAGAGCGGGGCGGGCGGAGCUGCUGCAGCUCGCCGACACUUUGACCAUCUCCUAAAAAACAAGAGUUCUUGUGCGUCCUCCUCGGACGGCGCGAGGUUGGACGUCUGCUCGCUGGGGGGG